GAGGAUGCAGAGGAGGAGGAGGAGGAGGAGGAAGGCUGGCGCGAGCUAACAAAGACCGGGAGGCCAGGAAGGAGAGACAAAGAGGAGGUGGCGACAACUCUGUCUUCAUGCGGGGGAGGAGAGGGGGAGGAUUAAGCGGCUGAUCUGCGACGCGCACGGCAUAUAGACACACCAAACACACACGCCGAUCACCGCCGCCAUCAUCAUCCUCAUCACCAGUGGUGGCCGGCCACAGACAAAGAGAGUGUGCGGUGGGGGCGGGAGGGGGAGAGGACGGCCUUCAUCACCUCCGGUGGCGCUCGUGAUGGCCCGCCACAUGUUCUUGCUGCCUUGUGUGUGCUGAGUGUGUGUGUGUGUGAUGGGGAACACGGAGAGCAUGGAGAGCCAGCUGGCCGUGAUCCGGUCCAGAGCCGCACCGGUCCGACUCCCCAUGCCCGACGCCGCCGAGCUGGAGGAGAGGUUUUCCAUCGCCCUGAAUUCCAUGAACCUUCCUCCGGACAAGGUGCGUCUGCUGCGUUCCUACGAUAACGACAAGAAGUGGGAGCUCAUCUGUGAUCAGGAGAGAUUCCAGGUGAAAAACCCGCCCCACACGUACAUCCACAAGCUGAGAGGAUUCCUUGACCCAGCCGUCACACGCAAGAAGUUCAGGAGGCGGGUCCAGGAGUCGACGCAGACGCUCAGAGAACUUGAGAUUUCUCUCCGCACGAACCACAUCGGGUGGGUCAGGGAGUUUCUAAACGAGGAGAACCGAGGUCUGGAUGUCCUGGUGGAGUAUUUGUCCUUGGCGCAAUAUGCCGUCACGUUUGACGGCGAGCAGUCCGAGUCUGGGGGAGACGCGGCUUCCAUCGACUCGCCGUGGAGUCGCUCCAUCGAGGAUCUCCACGGCGACUGCAGCCUCCCGUCCCCAUCCUCCUCGGCACCCAGAGCGGCACGCCACUCCAUCAGUUCCACCUUGGUGACUCGCUCCAACACGCUGCCCAGCAGUCGCACGCUGAAGAACUCCAGACUGGUGUGCAAGAAGGACGACGUCCAUGUGUGCAUCAUGUGUCUGCGAGCCAUCAUGAACUACCAGUAUGGCUUCAACAUGGUUAUGUCUCAUCCGCACGCCGUCAACGAAAUCGCUCUCAGCCUCAAUAACAGGAAUGCCAGGACCAAGGCUCUGGUGUUGGAACUGCUGGCGGCCGUGUGUUUGGUACGAGGAGGACAUGAGAUCAUCUUGUCUGCUUUCGACAACUUCAAAACGGUGUGCUCAGAGUCCAUGCGCUUUGAGAAGCUGAUGGAGCAUUUCAAGAAUGAAGAUGACAACAUAGACUUCCUGGUGGCCUGCAUGCAGUUCAUCAACAUUGCGGUCCACUCGGUGGAAGACAUGAACUUCAGAGUGCAUCUGCAGUACGACUUCACCAAACUCAACCUGGAUGAGCACUUGGAGAGGCUGAAGCACACUGAGAGCGACAGGCUCCAGGUGCAGAUUCAGGCGUACCUGGACAACGUGUUUGAUGUCGGGACGCUGUUGGAGGAUGCCGAGACCAAAACGGCCGCGCUGGAAAGGGUGGAAGAGCUGGAGGAGAACCUGAGCACCAUGUCGGAACGUCUGCUCGACGUGGAAAACGAAGCCAUGCUGAAGAUCGUGGAGCUGGAGAAGCAGCUGAUGCAAACCAACAAGGAGCUGGACCAGCUCCGGGAGGGGUAUGCCAGCGCCAACACACAGGUACACACGCUGCGGCGCAUCGUUCGCGAGAAGGACCAGACCAUUCGUCGCCAGAGUCGUCUGGAGCGUCAGGCCCAGGAGGCCCAGCAAGCCGGGGGUCCUGGAGCCCCUCAACCCCAAAGAGGAGAGGGUGACGGGGGCGUGGUCCAUUCUGCCUCACCCUCACCUCCCCCUUGCCCCAAUCUCUCCCCCAGCCCAGAGACGGUAGCCUAUCACAACGCGGGAGCAGGACUGGGCGGAGCUCCAGAUAUGCCGGCCCCGCCCGCGCCUCCACCCCCACCGCCGAUGCCGGCUUCAGUGUCCAAUGGGGUGUACCCGGCCCCUCCCCACCCCGCUCCUCCUCCACCCCCACCACCUCCGCCCCCACCUCCGUGUCGGACCGGCGAGUUCUCAUCCGCCCUCCCUGUGCCGCCUCCUCCCCCUCCUGUGGCCCCGCCACUUCCGGGGUCAGGGUGCUCGCCCACCGUCAUCUUCAACUCUGGGCUGGCAGAGGGACCACUCAAGUUAUUCUCGGUGAAGAUCAAGAAGCCCAUCCAGACCAAGUUCCGGAUGCCGGUGCUGAAUUGGGUGGCCCUGAAGCCGAGUCAGAUCAACGGCACGGUCUUCAACGACAUUGACGAUGAAGCCAUCCUGCAGGACUUGGAUGUGGAGGUGUUUGAGGAGCUGUUUAAAACAAAAGCCCAGGGUCCGGCCAUGGAUCUAACUCUAUCCAGACACAAGCUUCCUCAGAAGGCUCCGUCCAGAGUUUCUCUGCUGGAUGCCAACCGAGCCAAGAACCUGGCCAUCACGUUGAGGAAAGCCGGCCAGGGUCCAGAGGUCAUCUGCCGCGCCAUCCACACGUUUGAUCUGCGGAGCGUUCGAGUGGACUUUGUGGAGUGCCUGAUGCGCUUCCUGCCGACAGAAGCCGAGGUGAAGCUUCUGCGUCAGUACGAAAGAGACCGCAAGCCCUUGGAGGCGCUGAGUGACGAAGACAGCUUCAUGAUCCACUUCAGCCGCAUCGAAAGACUCAACCAGCGCAUGUCCAUCAUGACCUUCAUGGGCAACUUCAGCGACAACGUGCAGCUGCUCACACCACAACUCCACGCCAUCAUCGCUGCGUCUGUUUCCAUUAAAUCGUCUCAGAAGCUCAAGAAGAUACUUGAGAUCAUCUUAGCGCUUGGGAACUACAUGAACAGCAGUAAGAGAGGUGCCGUGUACGGAUUCAAACUCCAGAGCUUAGACCUGCUGCUGGAGACCAAGUCUACGGACAGGACGCAGACGUUGCUUCACUACAUCGCCAACGUGGUGAGAGAAAAAUAUCCUGCGGUGGCGCUCUUCUACAACGAGCUUCACUACGUGGACAAGGCGGCGGCAGGUCAGAGGAGGCUCAUUGCACGCUCUGUGUGUGUAUGUUUGUGUGCUCACACGUGUGUGUGUGUGUUAGUGAGUCUGGAGAACGUGUUGUGUGACGUGAAGGAGCUGCAGCGAGGGAUGGAACUCACUUGGCGGGAAUUCAGCAUGCAGCAUAAUUCCACCUUGAAAGACUUCAUCAGCAGGAACGAAUCACGACUCAACAAACUUCAGGAAGAUGCACGCAUCGCCCAGGACGCGUUUGAAGACGCGGUGAAGUUCUUUGGGGAAAGCUCCAAGACCAUGCCGCCAUCCGUCUUCUUCCCCAUCUUUGUUCGUUUCAUCAAAGCUUACAGGCUGGCUGAGGAGGACAAUGAGCAGCGACGACGUCAAGAGCAAAUGAUGUUGGAGAAACUGGAACAGGAGGAGCAGCAGCACCAGGAGGAAGAAACCAAGUCGCCGUCCCACAAGGGCAAGCGGCAGCAGCAGGAGCUUCUAAGCGAGCUGAGACGACGACAAGGGAAGGACAGCCGCCAUGUUUACGAGGGGAAGGACGGCGCCAUCGAGGACAUCAUCACCGCCCUGAAGACUGGCCCCUUCACGGCUCGAUCGGCCAAACGUAGCUCGCGCUUCUUCUGCGACCCCGCCCACAGCGAAGAACACUAUUGAGGCUGGGCGGGGCGUAGGCGUUCUUGGCAACAAUCAGCACUUUGAACCUUUUGCCGUCUCAUUGGUCAGCUCGUUGGCGCAUCAAGUGUUCCACCGCAUUGCAACUGAAAGCACACAGGAAGUCGCCUUCCUUUCACGGUAAAAGUCCUUAAAGGGGGGUUUAGUUGAAAGAAACAGGGUUUGACUUUCUUCUACUCAUCACCGAGCACAUUCCACUUCAUGUCUUUCCAAAUUCUCCUUUCUGAGCCCUUCUACUGCAACUUCCCUGACUUUUUAUUUGCUAGUUCUUCCCGCCGUUAUUCCUAUGACAUUAAUCCCUGCUGUGUCGCGGUUCUAGAAAAAGAUUGAAAGAUAACUUAUAUGCAGUGUUACGGCCAUGUUAUGAGAUGACAUUACGUCACGCUGCACGGAGACCGGCUAAUGAGCUAGCAUAACCCAGCCAACACGCUAUGGCUGAAAUGGGAGUCUUAAGUUUAGACAAGUCAGUUGGCGAGGGGACCGAGUUAGUCCGCUAACUUGCUAUGCUAGCGGCUGCCGCCUGUCAUAUCCGUUCAGUGAUCCCGUAGCCUGGGGAAAUGUGACCUAAUGUUGAGUAUUGGGGUGUUAUUUAUUUGGCUACGGGGCUGUAAUAAGGUUAAAAUCCCCUAUUUAUGGAACCAAUUAACUGCCACAAAGGAGGGAUUACUGUAUCAUUUCUAUUGUUAUUCCCACUACUAUGGUCAUUCAUCAUGUAUGGGAGGAAGGGAAUAUAGUCUUUUAUUACUACAAUGUUCAUUCCCGUCAUGAAGUGUGUGUGUGUGUGUGUGUGUGUGUGUGUUCACCUAUGGUGCCCGGGUUCACGUUUGGCGCGGUGCACUUGUACGCCGUCACCAGUCAUGCACACGCAGCACAUAACCUGUUAUGGUUAUAUGGCAGCCAGUCAGUCAUAGAAAUACAAUACAUAGACUCCACCCGAUCCCGAACCCACAGCACCCUUGCUUCACCUGCAACUACAUCCACGGGCAAUUGCUCCUCACAAAACAACAAAUAAAGUUGCCAUUUUUGGGAAAUUUGCUUGAGGGAAAAGUAAAAAUAGUAGUUGUAAUUUUACAAGAAAAAAAUCCAAAUAUCUAACGGGACAAAAAUGUUGCAUUUUAAGAGAAUAAAGUGGUCAUAUUAUGAGGAAAGAUAAUGUCAUUUUAGUAGCAUGUUCCAGAAAAAAAUACAUUCCUUUUUAAAGUUGUAUCAUAGACAAAACUAAAUAAAGUUGUAAUUGGUGGAAAAAUGGGUUUGGGGAGGAAAUUAUAAUAUUUUGGGAAUAGUUGAAAUAUUUGGAGAAGUUGCAGUAAAAGAGCAGACUAACUGUUGCGCGCAUGCUCAGUGAGUACGCCGCAUGCUUCCCGUGCACGUGCGUGUGCUUGGCUUGGUGGGGGUGGUACCAAGCAUGGUGGACUUUUAUGACUUCCGCGGGGUGUCACGGUCCAAACCACGCCCCAUUUCCACAAACCACACCCCUUUUCAUUCCCUAUUAAAUCCAUCUAAUCAUGUAACAUAUUAGCCAUAGACGUCGUAGAGCCGCAGCUCUGUCAAUGUCGCCGCCAUAUUGGAUGGGUCACGGUUUCGCCGCAAAUGAACUUACGUUCAUAAAGCGCCUUUCUACAGCUUCGUGGAAGUAAGUUUACUUUUAUGAAAUGGUAAAUGACAGGUGCGCCACUCCCUCUAAUCAACUAACUAGCGCUAGCCGUCUCUUAUGUCCCUUCAGCCACCCCGUAGCCUAAGCGAUGUGACGUCAACAAUGAAUCAUAGCAGUGUAAAAGUGACUAUUGCGGCGUCAUUUGGUGUCUUCAGGCGUCUCAUAAUUUUUAAACCUAGUAUUAACAAAGCUAUAAACAGGUUUACCACUCCUUUUAGAACAAUUACGUAACUUUAGAACUCGACAUUAAACCGGCAAGGCUAAAUAGUUACCUCGCUAGCUUGCUAUGCUAGCUGUAGCUGUGUUAUGUCCCUUCAGUGAUCCCGUGCCCUGACAGACGUGACGUAAGAGUAACUAGUGGGAGUGGAAAAGCAGCCUUGACUCAUGUGAUCGGGCGGCGACGUUGAUGUACGGCUUACCAUUUGAUGCGGCGUCUCCGUGUUACGUCUAUGGUGUAGCGAACAUGUGACAAUGGAGAGCCGAAGCACUGGAGGGUUCCUCUCCAGCAGCCGAUUUAAUUGAUGAGCUCCUUCGCUCACAUUUAAUGUGGCAUUGAUCGUUAAAAUCACCUGCUUUGGUUAACGACUAGAAAGAAAACCUGCACUGUCUCGGCCCUCCACGGCAUGAGUUUGACCCCCCCCCUCCGGUGUAGCUUAUAGCAAACACAUGCUAACAUCAACUCCGCCCCCACUUCCCGCCUAUCUGCAGCCACGCCCCCAAUGUACAUCCUUCAUUUCCCAAACGUCAAGAUGAAAAGAGAAGAGCACAAGGUUUUGUACGUAAAAAAACAUUUUCUAGCUUCUCCACUUUUGGUUGUUCUUGUUCCAGUUGUUCCAUCGACAUUUGGUGUAAAUAAAUCAAACGUACAUGGCUUUUCUUUCUCCCCUCCUUGGAUGGAAAUACUGGAGUAUUACACAUGUACACCAAUAGUACAAUACAGUACCAUGUUUGAUUACAGAAUUUUGUCAAUAUAAUGAGGGGGAACAAUCCGAUUUUAGUCGCAUAAAGUUUAAAUAUUCAAGAAAAAAUGUUAUUUUGUAAAGAUAGUAAUGACAAAACAUAUUUGGAAUUUUUGGAAAAAUUAGGUCGUUGGAAGUGGUAAAUACCGGAAGAAAAAAAUUGGAAAAUAAAGUCCCGGAGGCCAAUAGUAAUAUUAAUAAAUGUGUAUUACUGCAGUAGUAGUAGUAGUAGUGUUUUUCUGGGCCGACAUGAGCGACCAAUCACUUUUUGCCGGCUGACAUUUUGGCUCGAUGUAAUCGUUCCGCCAACAAGCGGUCGGAGGCGGAGCAUCUCGCCACGACCGAC
This is a messenger RNA of Doryrhamphus excisus (bluestripe pipefish), 6683 nucleotides long. The record is from RefSeq and is a predicted model, not a curated record. NCBI's taxonomy places the organism in Eukaryota, Metazoa, Chordata, Actinopteri, Syngnathiformes, Syngnathidae.